ACGGUACAGUGAUUUUUUGUUGUUGUUGUUGUCUUGAGGACUUGAGGGAAAAGAACCAGGGGAGAAACGUGAGAGUUGAAGAAGCUGCAUCGGUGGCCGGAGCUGCGCAGUGGUAGCGGGGCUUGGUCAUGGUCGGUCGGGGACUUUGGGUAUGUAAGCCCCGGUUAGGAAAGCGAGGGAGCAGGCUUGGCGUUCUGCCAAUUUUUUGUGCCGCGACAGCGAUCCUAUCCCUUCUGGCUCUGCUCUUUUUGGACUUCAUCGAGUCAUGGGUCACCUCCAUGAGCAUGAACAGGGUGUUGGAGCCGCACGCCGGCAUCAUUCCGCCGCAGAGUGUCCCCCCUGCAAGACCCGAGGAGUUCCUGCUCAUGCCAAGUCCGCUGGUGUGCCAGAGAGCCAAGCCUUACCUCAUCACCAUGGUUACCUCGGCUCCUGCCAAUCAGAGGGCUCGCCAAGCCAUCCGGGACACCUGGGGAGGGGAGGUGGAGGUAAGGGGCCUGCGGGUCAUGACCCUGUUCAUGGUGGGUGUGGCGGCAGACCCUGGACUUUCCAAGCUUCUGAUAGAGGAAGCCAGAGAGAAAGGAGACCUGAUUCAGGGUCGUUUUGUGGACACUUACUCUAAUCUUACCCUGAAAACCUUGUCCAUGUUGGGAUGGGCCCGUCGGUUCUGCCCUCAGGCUCACUUCAUGGCCAAAGUGGACGAUGAUGUACUGUUUAAUCCCAGUGCCCUUUUGCACUACCUCAACAAGAGCCGUAACCCCUAUGAGCAAGGAGACUUGUACCUCGGCAGGGUUCAUCUUCAUGUGGCUCCGGACCGGGAUCCAGACAGCAAGCACUACCUCCCUGCAGGGGCCUACCCCCCCUCUGUCUUUCCUGAUUAUUGCAGUGGUACAGCCUAUGUCCUGUCCCGUGCUGCAUUGCUCAAAAUCUCCCUAGCAGCAUCAGCAUCACCUUUAUCCACCCCUCUGCCCCCCGAGGAUGUGUUUGUGGGCCUGUGUGCCCGGGCAGCUGGGGUCCUGCCCUCACACUGUCCCCUCUUCUCCGGAGGCCCUGCUGUGCCAUAUGGGCGCUGCUGCUAUAAGGCCAUGGUCUCCAUCCACCACAUCGCACCCAGGGAGAUGCUGCACUACUGGGCUGAUGUCCAUUUAUCACAGCCCUGCUCCUGGCUGACUCUGCGUGCUUCUCUGGGAAUGUGCAAAGUCCGGGCGAUGAUUGGGACAGUUCUGGGGCUGGAGGGGGGGUUAUGAGGGUUAAUAUAGAAGAAAAACAAGACUGAUUGGGGCUGUGCCUCGCUUUAAUACUGUGAACAGCACAAGUGCUCUGCUUUGAACCUAUGUGUACUAGAAAAAUGUCACCUUAUUUUUAUAGCUUUCAUUUUUUUUUACACUUUAAUGUAUUCAAAUGGCUUGUUUUUGUUUUGCAUAAAAGGGUAUGAUCAUCUGGCAGUUAUGAAGACCUGUCACAGUAGUCUUUGACUGUUAGAGCAUCUGUCAUCUCUACACUUACAUAUGGUGUAGUAGAACAAACCACAGUGGCAUGCCGAUAGUAGAAAUGUUCUGACACCAUUACUUCCUUCCCAAUGCUGACUAUAUAUUACAGAGUAUUAUUUAAAAGCUGCCUGUAUAUGUAAUGCUCUGAAGAAACACUAUGCUUUCCCUCCAAAUGGAAAUAUUGCAUAUUGCAUAGCUGCAGGCUAUAACUGGAGGGAUUUUCUUUUUCAGAAUUAGAUAUUACACAAUUGCAGGUAUUUGGCUAACUCUGACUCAUGUUACACACCACAUAGUUGUCGUCUUCUGGUGUCACAUAAUCAAUUCUCUCAUCAGUUAAUGAUAAUAAUAAUAAUAAUAAUUACACCAAGUAUUUCUAUUAACAUACUAAGUACUAAAUGUUAAUGCUGCUAUCUUGAUAUAUGUUCCAUCUGUUCUGUUACUUGUCAGGUACCGAAAAUGUAGAUGUUAAGACGCUUCAAUGCAUGAAGAUAUCAAACCACAGGAUUGUCAUACCUUGUAGUGAGAAAAGUAAUAUGUAAUAAGUUUAAAAGUUUGUAGUGUUCCAAACAGAAAAAAAACAAUUCCCUCAGUACAGGAUAUAUCCAAUUUAGGAAUCAUAACAUACACUCAAAAAAAAAUGACUUGAUAAUUUGUGCAGCCUGCCAUUUAUUUGAUGGUUGAUAUUUGAGGCGGUGCGACGUAUUCCAGUUCUGAAAACCGUUUACGGAGACAGUUUGGUUCCUUUGUCUUUGCAGGUUCAGUUAUUCUACAGCGUGGAUAUUUCCCACCUGUUCUAGUGAAACGAAACAUUAAGCAGAGAAGGCUGGCGUGUGUUGACUAGGAUUGGUCUGAAAAGUAUUUUCUAAAAGGGAAUAGGGAAAAUAGGGAGGAAAAAAAAGUGUUCAGAUAAAGCCUCAGUGUGUUGCCCCACCCUAAUCGUAAUAGAAAACAUGUCAUAGUAUUAACACUCAGGAAGUAUGUGAAUAGAUAACAAAUAAACCACUCUCUAUCUUACA
Labrus bergylta (ballan wrasse) is the source of this 2503-nucleotide messenger RNA. RefSeq names its product UDP-Gal:betaGlcNAc beta 1,3-galactosyltransferase, polypeptide 4 (gene b3galt4). Gene Ontology annotation, cellular component: Golgi membrane. The record is from RefSeq and is a predicted model, not a curated record. Lineage: Eukaryota; Metazoa; Chordata; Actinopteri; Labriformes; Labridae. Gene Ontology annotation, molecular function: N-acetyl-beta-D-glucosaminide beta-(1,3)-galactosyltransferase activity.